AUGAAUAAUUCUAAAUUAAGUAGCAUUAAUUCAUUACAUAGUAACGAUAUUGGGAAAAAUGGAUAUUUCGAUAAUAUAAAUAUUUCAAAAAAUAAAAAAAGAAAAAGAAAUGAAAAUAAUAAUAAAAGAAAAGAAAAAGAUGUAAAAGAAAAAAAUAAUUUAAAUACAAACAUAAGUGAAGUAAAUAAAAGUAACGAUAAAAAAUCAUAUAUUAUUACAUAUAAUUCAAAUAAUAAUGAAAAUAAAUCGUGUUUAGAAAAUGAUGAUAUAAAAAUGAAAGAUAAGAGUAUUAAUAAUUCAAGUCGUCAAAAUAAAAAAAAUAAGAUUUCUAAAUUUUUAAAAGAAAAAAAUACUGCAAUAAAUGAUUAUGUGGGAAAUGAGAACGAUAUAGUAAAUAUAAAUAAUGAUUUAGAAGACAGAACAAAUGUACAUAACAUAGGCAAUGCUGAAGAAAAUAUUGACAAUGAAAAUAUGAAUGAAGAGAUAGAAAAUAAUUAUUGUGAUAUAAAUAUGUUAAAAGAUGUUGAUUUAAAGAGUUUUCAUGGUAGUACGGGAAAAAUAAUAAAAUUAAGGAUAAGAAACUUUUUGAAUCAUGAAAAUCUUGAAUUAAAUUUUAAUUCUCACAAAAAUAUAAUAAUAGGAAAAAAUGGAAAAGGAAAAAGUGCUAUUGCUCAAGCUGUUGCAGUAGCUUUAGGAAGUCAAGGAAAAUAUGCAGGAAGGGAUAUUAACCUCGCUAACUAUAUAAAAGAUUAUGAUAAAAAUAAGAAAAAUUUGAUAUGUUAUAUUGAAAUAUUUUUAUCUAAUUCAGGAAAAAAUUCUUUUAAAAGAGAUACUUAUGGUGAUGUGAUAAUAAUAAAGAGAGUUGUAUCAUCGCAUACAAGCAAGUUUUAUCUAUAUGGAUUAAGUGAAAAAAAAAAUACUAUUAAUAAUAAGGAUAGUUUUAAUAGGGUAGACGAUAAUAAUAAUAUUAUUAAUAAAGAAAAAAAAAACAAAUUUGUACGUAAAAAAUCAUUUAUUGAUAAUUAUUUAAAUUUUAUAAAAUUAAAUAUUAGAAGCCCAUGCGUGUAUCUAGAUCAAGAAAAAGGAAAACAAUUUUUCAGUAACAUUAAUGAAAAAGCCUUACAUAAAUUUUUUAUGAAUUCUGUUGGAUUAAAUAUAGUAGAAGAGGAAAUUGAAAAGGAAAGUGAACUUUUAGAAAAUUGCUUAAAUCAAAUAAAACAGAAGCAGUUAUUGUUGUCACCUCAAGAAGAAGAAUUAAAAUCGUUUAAGGAGAGGAAUGAUUUAUUAAAAAGUGAAUUCGAUAAGUUAAAUUUAUUUGAUAAUAAUUACAAAAUACUUAUAUUUUAUGAAUCACUAAAAAAUACAAUUAUUUUAUUUAAUGAAUAUCUGAAAUCAGAGAAUUUAAAAAAUGAAAAAGUUAUUAAAAAUAUACAAAGUAAAAUGAAUGCACUCAUUGAAGAAAGCGAAGAUCUUAAACUUGAUAUAAAAAGAGUAGUUGAAAAAGAUACAACUACAUAUAAUUUGAUUAAAAAAGAUAUGAAUAAAAUAACAAAAUAUAAUGCAAUGAUUGAAGAAUUGAAUGAUUUAAAAACAAAAUAUAUUGAUCGUCGACAGGAAAUUAUAAAUUAUAUAAGUUCCUUUGAAAAAGCAAAAGAUAAUAAAAAAUUAUUACAAGAAUACUUAAACAAAUAUGAAGGAGAUAUUCAAAAAUUGAAUGAAAAAAUAAAAAAAGAAACGGAGAAAGAAAUAGAACUACAAAAUGAAAUAAAUAAAAAAGAAAAUUCCAUUUAUGAAAUGGAAUAUCUAGUAAACAAAAGCAAAUAUACUGUAGAUACUAUUAACAAACAAAUAAAUGAUAUUAUUAUUCAAUCAAGCAAGAUCCAAAAAAUUAAAAAUAAUGAAAUUAAAAAAAAAAUAUACAUAUAUGGAUAUGAUAUAUAUUCUUUAAGAAAUAAUAUAUUUAAAAAUUACAGAAUUUCCAUAAAAUCUGAAAAUAACUUAAUUUUUCAGGAAGAAUUAAAGUUGGAUAAUAAAAACCAAAAGAAUAAUUUUAUAAAUAAUAAAAAUCCAGAACUUUCUUUUACAUAUGCUCCAAUAGGACCAGUUGGAGAAUAUAUAAAAUUAAAAAAAAAUGUAGAAAAUAUAAAAAUUUUAUCAAUUAUUGAAAAGCAUUUAGGUGAUAUUUUUUAUUCUUGGUUAGUAAGUUGCUAUGAAGACAAAAAUAAAUUGAAUAAUUUAGAAGUGGAGAAUAAAAGCAAAAUUAAUAUAAUAGUUACCAAUGCAUUUCAACAUGUGAGUAGAGAUAAAUUAUUACAUAAUAUUCAAUUUUUAUUAGAUAAAAUACAUGGAAAUACCAUCUAUUCUUUUUUAAAUGUUGAUUUAUUGCCUACUUCUUUGUUAUUUUAUUUAUAUGAUAAUUUUAAAAUUGUUCAAACUCUAAUAUGUAAUAACUCUAGUGAAUUACAUGAAUUAUUGCGUCUAAAUGAUAAAAGUAUAAUAAAAUCAAUUUAUGUUAUCGACGAUUUUAUAUUAGUUAAAGUCCUUUCAAAUGGAAGUUUACACUUUCUUCCUUCAAAAGAGGAAUAUUAUAGAGAUCCCCUUUUCUUGAAUUUACAAAAUGAAGAAAGCAACUUAAAUAAAACUAAUGGUGAAGUUCGUAAACAUUCUGCAAAUAAUAAUAUAUUAAAUUCUGAAACUAAAACAAAUGAACAACAGUUAAAAGAAUUAGAAAAAACUAAAAAAGAGAAAAAUGAGGAAAUUCUAAGAAUAUCCAAAAAAUUACUUUCUUAUAAGAACAUUCUAAAUAAUUUAAAUGAAUCAAUAAAAAAAUCUAAAUUUUUGCAAGACGAAUUAAAGUAUCAACUGAAAAAUAUUAAUGAACUAAAAGCAAAUCAUGAUAAUAUUUUUUCUGAACAAAUGGAUAUAGAAAUUAAAGAAAAAAAUAAAGAUAUAAACGAAAUAGAAAAUAAUAUAAAUGAUAUAGAAGCAUAUAUAAAAGUCCUUGAAGAAAAAAGAGAGGAUUCUUAUACCAGUUCAACUAUACAUAAAUGUUUAAUCUCAUCACACAUUGAAUAUUUAAAAAAUAAAAAAGAGAAAUUUUCUUUUCUAAUUAAAGAGUAUCAAAAUUUAAAGGACAUUUUAAUUAAAUUAGAAAAGGAUAAGCUGAAAAAUGAUGAAAUCGCCACUAAGAAUAAAAAAAAUUUCUUAUUAUCUUUAAAUAAAUUGCACAGCAUUUAUUUUGAAUGUGUACGUAAUAACUUUUUGUUAGAUGAUAUUUUUUUAAAGAAUCCAUUUUUAAUUUUAAAAAAUAAAUCUUCUAAUGCAUCCAUAACAAAUAUUAUUUUACAAAAAGAUAUGGGAACUGAAACUGAGACGAUGAAUGAUUAUGAUAAUAAAAUUAAUUAUGAAAAUAAAAAUGAUAUAGGACAAAAAAUUGCAAUUAAAUUUAUUUUUACAAUUCAAAAUAUAAAUAAUAAUUUAUCUGACUGUAGUGAUGAGGCGAUUGUUGUAGAAAUCCCUUUGUCCAUACUAAAUUCAUUCAAUAAACUUUUUGUGCUUUCAGAAAAUGACGAAAAUGCAACAGUAAAUAAAGAAGAAAGUUAUAAAAAGUCUAUUUAUCUAAAUGAUAAUAAAGAAUACGAAAUAAAAGACUUAAGAGAAUUAGAAAAAUACAUUCAAAAGAAUUUAAGCACUAUUAUAAAUACUAAUAAUGAUUUUUUAUAUAGAGAUAUUAAUAAUAGCGUUCUUGAUGAACUUAAAUUAAAUUCAUCAUGCGAAAAAUAUUCUGAAAUUUUAUGGAAAAAAAGGUGUGAAAAAAAAAAAGAAAUAAUUCAAAUUCUUAAAAUGAAUGGAUUCAAUGAAAAUGACAGUACUGAUAAUUCUAUGAAAAGUUAUUUUAAUAAUUUGAUUGAGCAAUAUAUUAAUGACGAAAAAAGUUAUAAUAAACAAUUAAAGCAAAUAUCUGAUUUAAAAAAUAAUUAUGAUAUGCAUUUGUCUAAUAUAAAUCUUAGAAGAGCUAAAUACUCUUUUACUUUAGGAAAAACAAAAGAACAAAUUACAGUUCACUUUAAAAAUAUUUUGAAAAAUAUGAAUAACUAUAAGGGGAAGUUGGAAUUUGAUGAUACAAAUAGAAAUUUAAAAGUUUUGGUUUCAAUUAAUCAGGAUAUUUCAAAUAAUAUAUAUAUGGAAAUGAAUUCUUUAUCAGGUGGUGAAAAGUCUACUAUUCAAAUGGCAUUAUUAGCUUCUUUUUCCUUAACAGAAACUUCUUCUUUUCAUAUAUUUGAUGAACUUGAUGUGUAUAUGGAUGAACUUACACGCGUUAAAAAUAUGAAAUUAUUUUGUGACUUUAUUAAAAUAAAUAAUGAUAAACAAUAUUUCUUCAUAACACCACAUAUUGAAAUAACAGAAUUAUUUAUAGGUGAUGCUAAAAAUAAAAAAGCUAAGAUAUUAAGUUUGUGA
Messenger RNA from Plasmodium relictum, 4458 nucleotides. Its product is annotated as conserved Plasmodium protein, unknown function. The coding region runs from base 1 to 4458 and encodes 1485 amino acids. NCBI's taxonomy places the organism in Eukaryota, Apicomplexa, Aconoidasida, Haemosporida, Plasmodiidae. The record is from RefSeq and is a predicted model, not a curated record. The transcript is spliced from 3 exons.